Messenger RNA from Misgurnus anguillicaudatus (oriental weatherfish), 884 nucleotides. The record is from RefSeq and is a predicted model, not a curated record. NCBI's taxonomy places the organism in Eukaryota, Metazoa, Chordata, Actinopteri, Cypriniformes, Cobitidae.
UGCCACUGUACUUUAGAAAAAUUUGGAAAUAAUAACAGCAUUUUAGUAUUGUGUAAUAUUUUUCUAUGAAUCUUGUCUGUACUAAGUCUUAAGUAACCCAUCUUUAUUCUAAUCUUCUUUAGAUAUUAGACUGAUAAAUGGAGAUAAUGUGUGUUCUGGAAGAGUGGAGGUUUUAAAUAAUAAUCAAUGGGGAACUGCCUGUGAUUCUGGCUGGGAUUUAGCAGAAGCUGCAGUGGUGUGUAAUAGUAUGGGUUGUGGGCUUCCUGUAGCAGCAAAGACCGGAGCUUUCUUUGAGCAGGGUUCAGGAUCCGUGUGGCUGGAUGAUAUGAAAUGUUCAGGGAAUGAGUUAACAGUAAAAAACUGUCCAUCAAAGGCAUUAGGAACAAGCACCUGCAGCCAUUCAAAAGAUGCUGGAGUCAUUUGUCGAGAUAUAAAGCUGGUGAAUGGUACGAGUCCAUGUAAUGGCAGACUUCGGGUUCUUUAUAAUAAUCACUGGGGUUCAGUUUGUCACACUGGCUUGGGUUUGGAAGAGGCUGCAGUUGUGUGUAAAGAGCUGGGCUGUGGGGACCUUGUAGAGCCACUGUCAUAUGUUGGUCCAUUUGUUGGGCCAAUAUGGAUGGAUAAUCUUGCAUGUACUGGAAAUGAGUUAACAGUACGGGACUGUUCAUUUACUGGAUAUAAUGUUAGCAGUUGUUCUGAUGGACUUUACGCCGGAGUUAUUUGCAAAGGUAAGUUCAUUUCUUAAGCACUCUUUAAGUAACAAGCAAUAAAGAAUAUGUAUUAUGAAAGAUGCUUGUUAUUUUGAGGCUUGAUACUGAAAAGGUUCCACUACCAAUCUGUUAAAUGUUUACUUCAAAUUGCAUUAGAUAGUUUUGUCCAUUUAC